This is a messenger RNA of Paramecium octaurelia, 453 nucleotides long. The record is from the annotation of a GenBank genome assembly. NCBI's taxonomy places the organism in Eukaryota, Ciliophora, Oligohymenophorea, Peniculida, Parameciidae.
AUGAUAAAAGAAAAAGUUAUUUUAAGAAGUGAAGUUUAUCAUGUUUAUUCAUCUGAACAACAGGAAAGAAUGAAAGUGUAUUUCGAUUUAUCAGAAAGUAAUGAUCAUAUCGCUUUUAAUUUGUAGAGUAUCAAAAAUGCUUGGAACCUUGUUAAAAGUUAGUGGAUGGUGAGGUUUGCAAAUAAAAUUGUGAGAAGGUGUUUGAGGAUUACACGAAAUUGCUUUAGCAUCGUUAUGAGGGAGAUAAGAAACAAUUAAUUGAUGCAAAGGUAUAUUUUAUUCUUAUGCAAUACUCAGGUUUCUGGAUUACCCACUUUUGAUAGUUUCAAAAGAAAGGACAGGGGCUUCUUUUAUAAAGUGUUUGGGUUUAACUUCAGCGAAUUUUGGGAACCUGAUCAAAGACAAAUCAAGUAGAUCUGAAUAUGCAAAGAAAAAAUUUGUAUUAAAUAAAUA